Molecule: messenger RNA, 2479 nt
Organism: Rhopilema esculentum
Lineage: Eukaryota; Metazoa; Cnidaria; Scyphozoa; Rhizostomeae; Rhizostomatidae
Product: AN1-type zinc finger protein 4
Molecular function (GO): zinc ion binding; protein binding
Source: RefSeq, a predicted model, not a curated record
UCUUUAUCCGGGAACUUUGACGUAAGCGAAAACAAAUUUCAUGCUCAAGUUUGCUCCGAAGAAAGGUAGGAAAAAUGGAGAGAAACAAGACAAGACGACUAUGUAUCGUUGCUGUUUGUUGCUGAAGAUCUAUUAAGGCGAAUCAGUUAGUGUAGAUACGUUUGAUGGUUGAUGAUGGCGUUGAUUUUAUAUCAAAUUUAAAGGCAGCCCAGCCGACUCGAUCCCACUCUCGAAAGGCCAUUUGUAUUCACGGCGAAAGUCAAAUCCCGUCAAACGCGGCUUAGUCCGGAGUACUUCGUGUUCGUAUUUGCUUCCUGAAUUAAACCUGCUAACGGACACAUUUUUUACCUUCAGUUCACCUCGAGCGAAAGACGAGUAGAAAAGUAAAUGUAUAAAAGCAGCGAAAGGAUGGUAACAAGUACAUGUUGAUGGCGCAUACAGCGGCCAUUAAUAUGUGACUGCUGUUUCUUUUCAGAACAGAGCAGUUUGAGAACUGUUUGUAAUUUUGUUAGAUUAUCGACGUCAAGAAAUUACCAGCUAAUUGUUCCUCAAUUUUUGUAACCUUGAAAGGCCUAGCCGGAUAUUUCAGAGCACAAUAAAUCGAAUUGGAUUGUACCUCUGAGGCAGAAACAAAUGGGUCUUAUUUUCAUCGAAAAUAUUGGAAUCUUCUCAUAGACGGAAGUAUAUGGUCAUCUUCAGAAUUUCUCAAUGGAUCUUUACAUUGAGACGUUGACUGGGACAGCGUUUGAGCUUCGUGUCAGUCCUUUUGACACAAUAAUGAGCAUCAAGGCUAAAAUACAAAGACUAGAGGGCAUCCCUGUCUCACAGCAGCAUCUUAUCUGGCAGUCCACAGAACUAGAUGAUGAACUCUGCUUACAUGAUUUUGAUAUUACAGAUGGUGCAACUUUGAAGUUAGUCUUGGCAAUGAGAGGUGGACCAAUUAAUACCAGAAGGAUUUCAGUAGAAGAACCUUCAUUAGAAGAAAUGGCAGAAUACAUGGAAGCAAAUAGGAAUGAAAUUUUGGACAAACUUAUGAAAGACAAUAGACAGGUCACCCUUCUUGUGUUCAGGGAUGGAGAUCAACUGAAUUUUUUUAGAGUUUAUGACAGGGGAGAUGGAACACUUACACCAUUAUCGGAAACUUUAAGUGCUGCAUCAAUUUAUAAUUUAUAUGAUGAAGAGGAUGAUGAAAGCCAACAGAUUUCAAAGGAAAAGAAAGAAGAAAAUGAAUUAACAAGAAAAAAGAUGAAAUUUCUUCAAGCACAGAUGGCUAACUUGAACAUUAGGAAGCAGCCAAAGAUUGUUCCACGCCCUCCAUCCUCUGGAAGACCAAACAGCAAUCUUGCAAGAAGAAGAUUACGAUUUGCAGCAAGCCAUGCAGAAAACAAUGACAAUAAUGCACUUACAGUUGAGCAGAAAAGGCUGAAGAAACAUAGACACAAGUUAAAACAACGGCAAGAGGACACUAGUGCUUCUAAUAGCCAUGAUAAGAUUCCACUUCCGCCUGUGACUUCCAGGAACCGUAGCAAUGAUCACGUGGAUAUAUCUGACAUAAUCAGUGCUUCCAAUCUAGAUACGAAGUUGAUUAAGGAUCUUAAUUCUGUUUCCAUGAAGUCAGCAGAAGCAGAAAGAAAUAUGGCACUGCAUCAUGGGUACAAAAGCACAUCAAAACGAAGCCCGCGCAGAGUGAAGUCUCUUAAGCCGUUAGACCUUCGAGGAGAAAGCGGUGAUACUAAUAUAGGUUUCGAGAAAUCUUAUGAUGACGAAGAAACACCAACUAAAAUUGACGAUAGAAACGAUAGUGCACUUUCAUGGGAAAAUAUGUUAUCAAAUACAAGUUUAGAAUCACGAACUCAUCGAAAAAGUCAGAAAUUAAAAUCUUUAGGGGAGAAAAAGCUUUUGUCGAGGCAAGAAUCCACGGAUACAGGAAGACGUUUGCUGAGAAGGUCAAGACUUGCAUCAAUGGAGGAAAGCAUCGUUGGAUUAAAGAGAGAGGCGACCGCCAAAAGUCUUAAAGAGGCCUUGAGCCCAUCGAGGCUGCCUCAGAUGGAGUCAGUCUCUAAAGCUCCUCCUCAGCUGGUACCAAGUGGUCGUAAACGUACUCGAUGUUUUCAAUGUGCCAAGAAAUUAGGACUCGCAACAAAUUAUCAAUGCAGGUGUGGUAACAUAUACUGCGCAACACACAGAUACGCAGAGGCUCAUUGUUGUACUUACGAUUAUAAAGGCGAGGGACGAAAAGUCUUAGAGCAAAGCAACCCUGUGGUCACGGCACCAAAACUGCCAAAAAUAUAAUGUAAAUAUUAUCACUACAUAAUAUAAUUGGAUAUUAUAUUACUGGAUAUUGGCUGGUGUUAUCAGCAAGUGUAGCAUCUGGCUUCUGUAUUAGCAGAUAGAUUGAUACAAAUUUACGCUUGUGCAUAUUAUGUAGAGAGUCUAUAUAUAUUAUUUUGUGGUAUGAGAAUUCCAAACAUAUGCCAGA